CCCCACCAGCCCGGGUGCGGGGACCUAGGUAAGCUGAGAGGUGGCUCUCAGCAAGUCCCAGGGGUGGGGGCAGCCAACACAGCCUAUUACCACCUGGACCCCACCCCUCCGUGUGGAAGUCUCCCCCCUCUGGCUGUAACCCCAAGGGCCCUACUCCUGCUUGAGAACACCAUGCACGCAGGAGUACUGCAGGGAGCGCAGCAGUUGGCUAUUGAAGAGAAAGGGGCAGUGGCAUUGAGAGACCUCCAGACUGGACAUGGCUCUGAGUCCAGGGGCAAGUCUGGAGCUUGAAGAGCCAAUGGUGCCACCAAGUGUCCAUCCCCGUGGGGCCCUGGGCUUAGCCUCCGGCACUGUCCCUGGGGCCAGCCCAGACGUGGCCCUCAUUCCUAUCUUGAAUCCACCUCUAAGUCCUGGCUCGGCUCUCAUCCCAGACCUUAAUUCCACCCUGACUCCUGUCUCAGGGAGGGCCCUUGGCCUGGAGUGUGAUAGCAACCCCAGCGCUGACGACAGCAGGGCCGUGGCUCCAGCCUCCUUCCAGAUAGCCAGUUCCUUCUCUGGUGAAGCCCAGGUCCUGGAUUCCAAUCAUGCCUCAGGGUCUGACUCCCAGGGGGCCCUCUGUGCAGCCUCCAGCCCCGUUCUGAGCUCUGGCUCCCCUGAGGCCACUGCUCAGAGCUCAGGGAUCCUCUCUGGCCCAAGUGCAGAGGAGGCCCUCAAGUGCCUCUCUAGCAGGAAUUUCGAUUUGGGUCAGAGUAACACCAAUCCUUCCAGACCAGAAUCAAACCCGUUCAUAAGGGCCCAUUCAGGAGAGGCCCUGGUGCUAGGCCACUGCAUCUCCCGGCCAAGCUCCAAAGCACUCCUCCUGCCAGCCUCAAAUACUUCUCUGGAUCCCAACUCCACACAGCGGCUCAGUGUGGCUUCAAGAAACGUCUCCAAGCUGGAUCUGAACAGAGCUCCAGACUCAAGUGAGACGGUCACGCUGGCUGCCCAUAACCUCUCCGGGUCUGUUUCCCGAGGCGCCUUUGGUGCAACCUGGAGCUCAAGUUCCAAGGGGACCAUCGAUGUGACUUCCAACAGCCACUCCAGAUCCGAUUUGAACAUGACCCUCACCCAGGCCUCGUGUGUGACCCUGAUCCCUGGCUCCAGCGAUGGGAUCAGCCUGCACUCCAGCGUCCAAGGACCCAUCGCCUCCCUCUCGCCACCCUCCUGCAUGACUCUGAUCCUGGGCUCCAACGAGACCCUCAGCGUGGGCUCCAGCUUCAUGUUCAGUGACACCUCGACCUUGACCCUGAGCAGCCAGCAGGAUUAUUCCGAGGACAACAGCAUCCGCACCAUGGUCCUUGAUGACAAUCUGGAGAGCUGGGGUGAGAGGGCCAGUGUGGAGGUGGGCCAUCUCCCUCUGGGGCUCCCCACCACCCACGCUGGGGACAGAGACACCAUGGCCUUCCGAAGCAUCCCGGAUGGAACCUUCAGUGAAGUGACUUCGCGCCUGACGAAGGGGCCAGACAAGAGAGAGGUGGAGAAGGGCAUCACCCUCCAGAAGAAUCAGGAUCCGCUGGAAGGGGGAGAGAAGAAGACCAUGAUGAAGAAGAUGAUGAGGCAGAUCCAGGAGGAGCCGCUGGAUUCCCUCUCGAGCUCCGUGCGGCGCCAGGCCAUGGAGACCCUGACGCAGCUGAGUCACACCCAGCCCAUCCUGGGUGUGCGUGAGCGGUCGGAGCUGGUGAACACGUGUGUGCAGAGCGUGUUCUCCCUGCCCUCUGUGCAGGCCAUGCAGGAGAAGGACGAGGCCAAAGCUGAGGUCAUCCAGACACUCUACCAUCAGACCCUGGACGCUCUGCAGAAGCUGCUCAAUGCUCUCUUCAUUGAGGACCCCACUCCGGCUGGGCUGAAGAGCAUCUUGGAGCCUCUGGGGCCCUGGAUGAACUCUGGGAAGGCCCACGAGCGAGCGCGGGCUGUCAACAGCAACGUCUCUGUGCUCAACCACACGCUUCUGACCCUGCCCUUCUUUAUGUCCUCGGGGUUCCCGGCGCUGGGUGUCCUCCUGGGGAGGCUCAUCCUCCGUAUCGGAGACCCUGACGAGGAGAUUGGCCGGGAGGCCCUGGACGGCAUCAUCAUCCUCUAUACCAUCCUGGAACUGCAGAAACGAGCCAGAGAUAAGGAAGAGACCAACAAGAAGGAGCUGUAUGAGAGCAACAAGCGCUUCCUGGGGCCCUACAACCCCGUCAGCCCGUGUCAGAACAUCCUGCGUGUGAUCGCGGAGUUUGGAGACUUCCUGGGGCCCCAGCAGGUGAAGGACCUGCUGCUGGCGGCCCUGGAAGGGCUGAAGGGCAGUGCAGAGGCGCGGGGGAAGGACUCGGGAGAGACGGUGCAGCUGGCCUCGGAGGUCACGCUCAGCUCCGUCCUGGAGUGGUACCGCCACAGGGCGCUGGAGGUGAUCCCGGAAAUCAUGCAGGGCAUCUACGUGCAGCUGAGCCACAUCCAGGAGCCCCGGGCCCGCGAGGUGGCCCUGCUGCCCGUCUCCCUCCUGGCCAGCUCCUUCAUGACCGAGGUCGUGGUGGCCCUGCUCAUGUGCCCCCUCCCGCUGGACAGCAACGGGGCAGAGAUGUGGCGGCAGCUGAUCCUGCGCAAGCCCAGCUGUGACGUCCGAGACCUCCUGGACCUGCUGCUGACCAGCCUGAAGGAGAAGCCCGUCACUAAGAAGGGCCGGGCCUCCAUCGUGCCUCUCGCGGCAGCCAGCGGCCUGUGUGAGCUCCUGUCCGUCAACAGCUGCAUGGGCCGGGUGAGGCGCAUCUACCCGCAGCUGCUCCUGGCACUGCUCAUCCAGGUGCAUUACCACAUUGGCCUCAACCUGCCUAGCCGUGCGGCUGCCCACAAGGACGCCAAGAGUGCCAAGAGCCAAGCACAGCCUCCUGUCUUCGUCCCUGUGCGAUGGCCAAAACGGCUGGAGCUGUGCCGAUCUGAAGCCAGGAGCCAGGAGCUUCUUCCAGGUCUCCCACACAGCUGGGUGGUGAAGGUGGUGAAAACCCUACUGCUGAAGAUGGGCUGCUCGUACGAGGCCACCUUUCUGGAGGACCAGGGGGGCUGGGAGCUCAUGGGGCAGGCAGAGAACCACCACCGAGGAGUGUCACUGCUGGCAAGGGCCAUGGUGCACUACUCCUGCCAGGAGCUGUGCCGCAUCCUCUACCUGCUCAUCCCACUGCUGGAGCACGGUGACGAGAAGCACAAGAUCACGGCCACGGCCUUCUUUGUGGAGCUCCUCCAGAUGGAGCAGGUGCGGCGGAUCCCCGAGGAGUACUCUCUGGGGCGGAUGGCAGAAGGCCUGGGCCACCGCGACCCCAUCAUGAAGGUGCUGUCCAUCAGAGGCCUGGUGAUCCUGGCCCGCAGGACUGAGAAGACGGCCAAGGUGCAGGCCCUCCUGCCCUCCAUGGUGAAAGGGCUGAAGAGCAUGGAUGGGAUGCUGGUGGUGGAGGCAGUCCACAACCUGAAGGCCAUCUUCAAGGGGCAGGACCGGAAGCUGGCAGACAGCUCUGUCUACGUGGAGAUGCUGCAGGUCCUGCUGCCCCACUUCAGUGACGCAAGAGAGGACGUGCGCUCUUCCUGCAUCAACCUGUACGGGAAGGUGGUCCAGAAGCUGCGCUCGCCGCGCACGCAGGCCGUGGAGGAGCAGCUGCUUAGCACCUUGGUGCCUCUGCUACUCAUCAUGCAGGAGGGCAACGCCAAGGUGGGCCAGAAAUGCGUGAAGACCCUGUUCCGCUGCUCCUACUUCAUGGCAUGGGAGCUGCCGAAAAGAGCCUACAGCCGGAAGCCCUGGGACAACCAGCAGCAGGCCGUGACCAAAAUCUGCAAGUACCUUGUGAACGCCCACCGAGACAGUGCCUUCACAUUCCUCAGCCAGAGUCUGGAGUACGCCAAGAGCCCACGGGCCUCCCUCCGCAAGUCCUCAGUCAUGUUCAUAGGGUCCCUGGUCCCCUGCAUGGAGGGCAUAAUGACGGAAGAGCGCCUGAACGAAGUGAAGACUGCUCUGGAAAACCUGAGACACGACCCGGAAGCAUCCGUGUGCAUCUGUGCGGCGCAGGCCCAGGAGCACAUCCUGGCCAGCUGCUGGCGGAACUCCUGGCCACUGCCGCAUGGGGAUGCGUGGGUGUGCGACCCGGCCACCACGCACCGCUGGAGCCCCAGCUGUGAGGACCUGCCCACUUCCCACCAGCGGCGCUCCUGGAUCCUGCAGGCCCUGAGCUCCUGGAAGAUCUCCUUGAAGCAGUGACGGCCCCACGCCCAGCCACACCUGCUAUAAACGCCACAUGGCUUACCCCUC
This is a messenger RNA of Oryctolagus cuniculus (rabbit), 4312 nucleotides long. Lineage: Eukaryota; Metazoa; Chordata; Mammalia; Lagomorpha; Leporidae. The record is from RefSeq and is a predicted model, not a curated record.